AUGACAAGCGAUCUGGCGGAUCCCCUGAUGCCGAAAGACGUCCACUAUUGUCCACAAAGGGGGGGCUCUUUAGAACGCCACAACAAACGACAAGGCCAUUUGCUUUCAACAGUAGCCCGCGAAGCUCAUGAUGUCGUCGGCGACUUAGUGGAAGGCUUUCUGGCAUUACGUAUUCCGGUUCGUGGUCGCUACAAGCGAACUUUUAUUUCUACCACUCAGUUCAUCGAGUGCCCAGUCACAUACUGGGCAAUUGCUAUUUCAGCUUUGAAAUCUAGAGAGCGG
This is a messenger RNA of Iphiclides podalirius (scarce swallowtail), 282 nucleotides long. The record is from the annotation of a GenBank genome assembly. NCBI's taxonomy places the organism in Eukaryota, Metazoa, Arthropoda, Insecta, Lepidoptera, Papilionidae.